AUGGGUUUGACAGCAAUAAUGCAUUUGAAACUGGCAUUACUGAUCUGCACGGCGGCGGUCACGGCGGUGGCCCAAACAAAACCAGGUUGCAACACCACUUGUGGGAACGUGAGCAUCCCCUAUCCCUUUGGCACUAGCGAGAACUGUUACAUAGACGAAACGUUCUUCCUAAACUGCACAACCACCACGUCCCCAUCAUCUGGAAAACCCACGACAAGUUUGAUUUACGGCACUAAUAUACCAGUUCUCAACAUCUCCAUUGAUCCUCCUGAAUUAACCGUCUCAGCAAACGUUUCCAAACAUUGCUAUGAUUCCAACUUCACCUUUUACUGGAACUCAAUGUGGUUCUAUAACAAGUUUUCUAUGUCAAACACCAAGAACAGGUUCACUGUGGUGGGCUGUGACACUUUCGCUUUCAUCAGGGACCUGAGAAGCAGGUUCAUGACUGGCUGCGUGUUGAGUUGCAGUAACAAGACGAGUUUUGAAGACGGGGCAUGUUCUGGUGUGGGAUGCUGCCAGACCAAUUUCCCCAAAGCCAUCUGGAGCUAUAAUAUCACUUUAUACAGUUCUGAGAACUACACGGACGUGCUUGAUUUUAACCCUUGUGGCUAUGCGUUUAUUGCCAAGGAAGGAUCCUUCAACUUCUCGUAUCGAGACCUGCUUGAUCUCGGCAACAGAACAGCGUUUCCCGUCGUUGUGGAUUGGGUUGUUUCCAAUCAGACAUGUGAUGAGGCCCAGAAAGAUGAAAGCAGAUUUGCCUGCAAGCAAAACAGUAGAUGCAAAGACUCAGAAAGUGGUAUUGGGCAUUACUGCGUUUGUAAAGAAGGUUUCAGAGGCAACCCCUACCUCUCUCACCAUGAUACAGCCUGCAAAGAUAUUAAUGAGUGCGACGGGAACCAUCGCUGCAGUAGGAGAUGCCACAAUGUGGAGGGAAAUUAUACGUGCUCUUGUCCGCCGGGUUAUAGAGGUGACGGCUAUAUUGAUGGAUCAGGUUGCAAAUUUCCUCUCAUGGAAAUUUCAUUGGGCGUUUCUGUAGCCUUUCUUGUUGUCUUCACAUUGAUCUCCACAUUAUGCUGGGGACACAAGCAAAGAGCAUUAAAGCGACUUAGAAGAAAGUAUUUUGAGCAAAAUGGAGGAAAUAUGCUGCAGCAACUUCAUCAACAGCAAGAAUACACUGAUAGAACCAAGAUUUUUACGGAAGAUGAGCUUAAAAUUGCCACAAAUAACUUUGAUGAAAGUAGAAUUCUUGGUCGUGGAGGACAAGGCACGGUUUACAAGGGUAUAUUACCGGAUAAUACACAUGUUGCCAUAAAAAGGUCCAGAAUAGGUGGGGAUCCCAGACAAAUUAAGGAUUUUAUCAAUGAAGUGGCUGUACUUUCCCAAAUCAACCAUAGAAAUGUGGUUAAACUUCUGGGGUGUUGUCUUGAAACUGAAGUUCCUUUGUUAGUUUACGAGUUUGUGGAUAAUGGCACCCUCCUUGACCAUAUAAACCCAACAAAGAAUGAGCACUCUCUUUCAUGGGAGACCCGAUUAAGGAUUGCUGCAGAAACAGCCGGGGCCAUCUCAUAUUUACAUUAUGCUGCUUCUAUUCCAAUUAUCCAUCGUGAUAUUAAAUCUGCCAAUAUACUAUUAGAUCAUAAUCAUAGAGCGAAAGUUUCUGACUUUGGAGCCUCAAGACUUGUUCCUCUUGAUGAAACUCAAAUUACUACUGUGGUUCAAGGGACAUUAGGAUAUUUGGAUCCAGAAUACCUUCUCACAGGUCAGUUGAACGAGAAAAGUGAUGUCUAUAGCUUUGGAGUUGUGCUUGCAGAACUAAUCACUGGAAAUAAAGCAGUUGAAUUCAAUAGGCCAGAAGAGAGAAAUUUAGCUAUGCACUUUGCAUCUUUGAUGAAAGAAGACAACUUGUGGAAGAUUCUUGACAAGCGAGUGUUGGAUGUGAAGAACGCAGAGCAACUAAAGGAAGUUGCUUUCUUGACAAGGAGGUGCAUUAGAGUUAAUGGAGAGGAAAGACCGACUAUGAAAGAAGUAGCGAUGGAAUUAGAAGGUCUAAUUGCUAUGAAAAAGCAUCCUUGGGUAAAGGGAGAGGAUAUGAUGUCUGAAGAAUGUGAAUACUUGCUUGAUCAUGUAGCUGCUGGAUAUAGGAAUGCUAGUGCUAGCACUUCAGCUGGCUUUGACGGUGGAUAUGGGAAUGCUAGUGCCAACACUUUAGCUGGAUAUGAUAGCAUACAGAAACAAAUAGCUUUUGAGAUUGCAGAUGGAGAGAUGGGUUUGAUGAAUGCCUUGCAUUUGAAACUGGUAUUGCCGAUCUGCACGACGGCGGCGGCGGCGGAGGCCCAAACUAAACCUGGUUGCGACAACAAGUGUGGGAACGUGAGCAUCCCCUAUCCCUUUGGCUCCAGCAAGAACUGCUACAUGAAUGAGAGAUUUUUCGUGAACUGCACAACCACCACGACAUCGUCUGGACAAGCCAAAACAAGUUUGAUUUACGGUGUUAACAAACCAGUUCUGGACAUCUCCGUUGAUCCACCUGAAUUGACCGUCUCCAAUAAUGUUUCCAAACACUGCUAUAAUUCAAAGCAUGGGUUGCCGGUGCACCGAAUUCAGUUCGGGAACUUUUCAAUAUCAAACACGAAGAACAGCUUCACAGUGGUGGGCUGUGACACCCACGCUUCCUUCAAGGACCUGAACAGCAGCUUUACAACAGGCUGCAUGUUGAGUUGCACGAGCAGGACGAGGUUCGAGGAGGGGGCGUGCUCUGGUGUGGGAUGCUGCCAGACCAAUUUCCCCGAUGCCAUCAUGAGCUAUAGUAUCACCUUGACGAGUUCUCGCAACUACACGGACGUGCAUAACUUCAACCCUUGCGGCUAUGCCUUUGUUGCCAAGGAAGGAUCCUUCAACUUCUCAUAUCGAGACCUGCUUGAUCUCAGCAACAAAACACAGUUUCCCCUCGUCCUGGAUUGGGCUGUUGCCAAUCAGACAUGCCAUGAAGCCCAGAAAGAUCCGAGCAGCUACGCCUGCAAGCAAAACAGUAUAUGCAAAAGCUCAGAAGGUGGUAUGGGUUACUGCUGCGUUUAUAAAGAAGGUUUCAGAGGCAACCCCUACCUCUCUCACCCCGAUCUUGGCUGCAAAGAUAUUAAUGAGUGCGACGUAAAGAAUCGCUGCAGCAGAAGAUGCCAUAAUGUGGAAGGAAAUUAUACUUGUUCGUGUCCGCCGGGUUAUAGAGGCGACGGCUAUAUCGACGGAUCAGGCUGCAAUUCCCUCUCAUGCAUUUCUUUAGCCUUACUAGUUCUAUUCACAUUUGUCUUCAUAUUAUGCUGGGGACACAAGCAAAGAUCACUAAAGCGACUUAGAAGAAUGUAUUUUGAGCAAAAUGGAGGAAAUUAUAUGCUGCAGCAAAUUUAUCGACAACAAGGACAUACUGAUAGGACCAAGAUUUUUUCCGAAGAGGAGCUCAAAAUUGCAACAAACAACUUCGAUGAAAGCAGAAUCCUUGGUCGUGGAGGCCAAGGUACGGUUUACAAGGGUAUAUUGUCAGAUAACAGGCAUGUUGCCAUAAAAAAGUCCAGAAUUAGUGGAAAUCACAGGCAAAUAAAGGAUUUUAUCAAUGAAGUGGCUGUACUUUCUCAAAUCAACCACAGGAAUGUGGUUAAACUUUUCGGAUGUUGUCUUGAAACUGAAGUUCCUUUGUUAGUGUAUGAGUUUGUAGACAAUGGCACCCUUCUUGAACAUAUAGACCCACUAAAAAACAAGAACUCUCUUUCAUGGGAGACCCGAUUAAGGAUUGCUGCAGAAACAGCCGGGGCCAUCUCAUAUUUACAUUAUGCUGCUUCUAUUCCAAUUAUUCAUCGUGAUAUUAAAUCUGCCAACAUACUAUUAGAUCAUAAUCAUAGAGCGAAAGUUUCUGACUUUGGAGCCUCAAGACUUGUUCCUCUUGAUGAAACUCAAAUUACUACAGUGGUUCAAGGGACAUUAGGGUAUUUGGAUCCGGAGUACCUCUUCACAGGUCAGUUGAAUGAGAAAAGUGAUGUCUAUAGCUUUGGAGUUGUGCUUGUGGAGCUAAUCACUGGAAAUAAAGCAGUUGAAUUCAAUAGGCCAGAAGAGAGAAAUUUAGCUAUGCACUUUGCAACUUUGAUGAAGGAAGACAACUUGUGGAAGAUUCUUGACAAGCGAGUGUUGGAUGUGAAGAACGCAGAGCAAUUAAAGGAAGUUGCUUUCUUGGCAAGGAGGUGCAUCAGAGUUAAUGGAGAGGAAAGACCGACUAUGAAAGAAGUAGCCAUGGAAUUAGAGGGUCUAAUUGUUGUGAAAAAGCAUCCUUGGGCAAAGCGAGAGGAUAUGAUGUCUGAAGUAUGUGAAUAUUUGCUUGGUCACGUGGCUAGCAGAUAUGGGAAUGCUCCUGCUGGCACUUCAGCUGGCUAUAAUGGUGGCUAUGGGAAUGCUAGUGCCGACACUUUAGCUGGCUAUGAUAGCAUACAGAAACAAAUGGAAUUUGAGAUUGCAGAUGGGCGAUGA
Messenger RNA from Neltuma alba, 4509 nucleotides. RefSeq lists its product as uncharacterized. Gene Ontology annotation, cellular component: plasma membrane. The record is from RefSeq and is a predicted model, not a curated record. Bases 1 to 4509 code for a protein of 1502 amino acids. Gene Ontology annotation, biological process: protein phosphorylation; cell surface receptor signaling pathway. NCBI's taxonomy places the organism in Eukaryota, Viridiplantae, Streptophyta, Magnoliopsida, Fabales, Fabaceae. The transcript is spliced from 6 exons. Gene Ontology annotation, molecular function: ATP binding; polysaccharide binding; protein serine/threonine kinase activity.